Fusarium musae is the source of this 2094-nucleotide messenger RNA. RefSeq lists its product as uncharacterized. The record is from RefSeq and is a predicted model, not a curated record. Gene Ontology annotation, cellular component: endoplasmic reticulum; lipid droplet; plasma membrane. Gene Ontology annotation, biological process: long-chain fatty-acyl-CoA metabolic process; long-chain fatty acid metabolic process. The transcript is spliced from 4 exons. Gene Ontology annotation, molecular function: long-chain fatty acid-CoA ligase activity. Bases 1 to 2094 code for a protein of 697 amino acids. Lineage: Eukaryota; Fungi; Ascomycota; Sordariomycetes; Hypocreales; Nectriaceae.
AUGACUGACUGGACAACGGGCAUUAUGCCGCUGCACCAGGUGCACAAGCCUCCUUUCACAAUCGAGGCUCCUGGCUACGAGAAGGUCCCCGGCGAAACCAUCCCUCGACGUCAUCCCAAGGCCAAGGAUGGUCUCGUCACCUAUCCUGCUCCCGAUGCCAGGACCGUCUUCCAGGUCGUUGAGCGCAGCGCCCGACUCUACCCCAACCAUCAUGCUGUCGGUGCCCGUAAGCUCAUCAACAUGCACACUGAGAAGAAGAAGGUCAAGAAGAACGUCGAUGGCGAGAUCCAGGAAGUUGAGAAGGAGUGGUCCUACUUCGAGUUGACUGGCUUCGAUUACUUGACUUACCAACAGUACCUCGAGCGCGUUCUGCAGAUUGGCUCCGGUCUACGGAAGCUGGGCUUGACAAGUGAUGACAAGCUUCACAUUUUCGGUACCACCAGCAUCGGUUGGAUCUCCACUUCCCACGCAGCUGCCUCACAGUCCAUCUCGAUUGUCACCGCCUACGAUACACUUGGUCCCAGUGGUGUCGAGCACUCUCUCGUUCAAACCGAAUGUAGCGCCAUGUAUGUCGAUUCGCAACUCCUCAAGACAGCUUCAGAUCCUAUCAAGAAGUCCUCCGUCAAAACCGUUAUCGUCAACGACCGAACGAUCUUCGCCAAGGGUGGUGAGCUCGAGGCCUUUAGGGCCGAUCAUCCCGAUCUGAAGAUCAUCACUCUUGAGGAACUUCGCCAGCUCGGUCAAGAUAACCCCGUUGAGCCGAACCCGGCCAAGCCAUCCGACCUUUACUGUAUCAUGUACACUUCUGGUUCCACUGGUCUGCCCAAGGGUGCCUGCAUCACCCACGAAGCUCUGAUUGCUGGAGUCACCAGUUUGUACACCUGUGUCGAAGAAUGCGUUAGUGAUAAGGAAUGUAUUCUUGCUUACUUACCUCUCGCUCAUAUUUUCGAAAUGGCACUCGAAAACCUCGUUAUGUACAUUGGAGGAACUCUUGGAUACGGAAACCCACGAACGCUUUCUGAUGCAUCAAUGAAGAACUGCGCUGGUGAUAUGCGCGAGUUCAAGCCCACUGUCAUGGUAGGCGUCCCCCAAAUCUGGGAGACUGUGAGGAAGGGUAUUACAGCCAAGCUCGAGGCUGCCAGUCCUCUCCUCAAGAACCUAUUCUGGGGCGCAUACAACUGGAAGGCGUUCGCCUCUAAGAACAAACUGCCUCUGGCGAGCUUGUUUGACAGCAUCGUGUUUGGCAAAGUCCGCGAGCUGACGGGUGGUCGUAUGCGCUUCACUAUGAAUGGCGCCAGUGGUAUUUCCGAUGGUACAAAGAACUUCAUUUCGUUGGUCGUUGCUCCCAUGUUGGCUGGUUACGGCCUCACUGAGACCUGCGCCAAUGGCUCUCUGGGCUGCCCACUUGAGUUCUCGCCCGAUGCCAUUGGUCCUACCCCUUGCGCCUGUGAAGUCAAGCUUGUUGCACUUCCCGAGCUAGGCUACUCAACUGAAGCCAAGGUUCCACAAGGCGAGAUCUGGAUCAAGGGUUUGCCAGUUAUGACCAAAUACUGGAACAACCCCGAGGAGACAGAAAAGGCCCUGACUCCUGACGGCUGGUUCAAGACUGGCGAUAUUGGAGAAUUUAAUGCUCAGGGCCACCUUCGAGUCUUUGACCGCGUCAAGAAUCUCGUUAAGAUGCAGGGCGGUGAAUACAUCGCCCUUGAGAAACUCGAGUCUGUGUACCGUGGUGUCCAGUCUGUGGCCAACGUUAUGGUCCACGCCGAUCCCGAGCACUCACGCCCUAUUGCCGUUAUCAUGCCGAACGAGAAAGUCUUGCACGAGAAGGCCAAGGAGCUGGGUGUUGAUGAGCACAACCUCCACACUGUCCACACCAACCCCAAGAUGGUCAGCUUUGUUCUCAAGGAUCUCCAAGGUGCUGCAAAACGUGCUGGUUUGAGCAGUAUUGAGAUUGUCGUUGGCGUUUUGAUCACUGACGAAGAGUGGACAUCGGAUAAUGGACUUCUCACCGCUACUCAGAAGCUGAACCGACGCAAGAUCACGGAACACUUCAAGAAGGACAUCGCUGCCACCCUCAAGAGCACCGGCUCUUAA